UCGAGCUUCCACGACAUGCGCCUGGGGCCAACAUUUCCAGACCUUUCAUUUGGGGAGAAAGAGGAGGAGCGGCUAAAAGCGGAGGUUUGAGGGCCUAGAGUGGUGAUGUACGUCCCCCGGUCGGAGCUUCUUUGCGUUUGCCCUGACUUCUCAAAAAGCACUGCACGGAGGAAGAGGCAACAGAGCCCCACGACUCUGCACUUUCCCAGAAGGAGAGAGAAAAUGAGCACAUUCCAGGCGGUGACCUUCAAGGACGUGGCCGUGGCCUUCACCGAGGAGGAGCUGGGGCUGCUGGACUCAGCCCAGAGGAAGCUGUACCAGGAUGUGAUGGUAGAAAACUUCCGGAACCUGGUCUCAGUGGAAGAAAACAAUCAAAGUGAGUUGAGGGCCGUUCAAGACAGAGGAUCACGUGAAGACCUUUCCUGCCGGCAAAUCUGGCAACAAAUUGCAAGUGACUUAACCAGAUGCCAAGACUCCGUGAUAAAUAGUUGUCAGUUCCACAAACAAGGUGAUUCCCCCUUCCAGGGUGGGGCAGGACUCUCUAUUCAAAUUUCUGAAGAUGAGAACCAUAUAUUAAAUGAUAAAGCGGGUGAUCCCAGUAGUACUGGAAAUCCAAGGUGUGCAACUUUGAGAGCCCAGGAUUCCUGGAGGAAAACUUCAUUGACUGAGUUGCAGAAUUAUCAGAAUAGACACCAGCAAAUUUCCAUGAAAAAUAAACUGUGUCAGUGUAAAGAGGAUGUUGACACCAUCAGUUGGAUUUCACAUCACCUUGAUGCUCAUGGAGUACACAAGGGUCAAAAAUCUUACAGCUACAGUGAUUAUAGAAAAGAUAGCACAAGGGUUUCAACAGUGGAUCAGAAAACUAUGAUUCACACAGGACAAAAACCCUACCAGUGUAACGAAUAUAAAAAAACCUUCACCAAUCUCUCCACCUUUGAUCUUCACCAGCAAUUACACUCAAAAGAGAAGUCUCAUAUGUGCAGUGAGUGUGGAAAAGGCUUCCGUUACAGCUCGGUUCUUCAUAUUCAUCAGAGAGUUCACGUGGGAGGAAAACGCAGUGAGUGUGAUGAGUGUGGCAAGGAGUUCAGUCAGAGCUCACAGCUGCAGACUCCUCAGAAAGUCCACACUGUAGAGAAACCGUUCAAAUGUGGGGAAUGUGGGAAAGGCUUCAGUCGUAGGUCAGCACUUACUGUUCAUUGUAAAGUCCACACGGGAGAGAAACCUUAUAAUUGUGAGGAGUGCGGGAGGGCCUUCAGUCAGGCCUCUCACCUUCAGGACCAUCAGAGAGUCCACACUGGGGAGAAACCAUUCAAAUGUGACAUGUGUGAUAAGAGCUUCAGUCGGAAUUCACACCUUCAGUCCCAUCAGAGAGUCCAUACGGGAGAGAAGCCAUACAAAUGUGAGGAGUGUGGGAAGGGCUUCAUUUGUAGCUCAAAUCUAUACAUUCAUCAGAGGGUCCACACAGGAGAAAAACCCUACAAAUGUGAGGAAUGUGGGAAAGGCUUUAGUCGGCCUUCAAGUCUUCAGGCCCAUCAGGGAGUCCACACUGGAGAGAAAUCAUACAUAUGUAAUGUGUGUGGUAAAGGCUUUACUCUGAGUUCAAACCUUCAGGCACAUCAAAGAGUCCAUACAGGAGAGAAACCAUACAAAUGUGAUGAGUGUGGGAAGAGCUUCAGGAGGAACUCCCAUUAUCAAGUUCAUCUGGUUGUCCACACAGGGGAGAAGCCCUAUAAAUGUGAGGUAUGUGGGAAGGGCUUCAGUCAGAGUUCAUAUCUUCAAAUCCAUCAGAAGGCCCACAGCAUAGAGAAACCUUACAAGUGUGAGGAGUGUGGGCAAGGCUUCAAUCAGAGUUCACGACUUCAGAUUCACCAGCUGAUCCAUACCGGUGAGAAACCAUACAAAUGUGAAGAGUGUGGGAAGGGAUUCAGUCGAAGAGCAGAUCUUAAAAUUCACUGCAGAAUCCACACCGGAGAGAAACCGUAUAAUUGUGAGGAGUGUGGGAAAGUCUUCAGGCAGGCCUCAAAUCUUCUGGCCCAUCAGAGAGUCCACAGCGGAGAAAAACCAUUCAAAUGUGAAGAGUGUGGGAAGAGCUUUGGUCGGAGUUCACACCUUCAAGCCCAUCAAAAAGUCCACACUGGAGAAAAGCCAUACAAAUGUGAGGAGUGUGGGAAAGGCUUCAAGUGGAGCCUGAACCUCGACAUGCAUCAGAGGGUCCACACAGGAGAGAAACCAUAUAAGUGUGGGGAGUGUGGGAAGCACUUCAGUCAGGCCUCAAGUCUUCAGCUUCAUCAGAGUGUCCACACUGGAGAGAAGCCAUACAGAUGUGACAGAUGCAGUAAGGUCUUCAGUCGGUCUUCACAGUUACAGUCUCAUCAGAGAGUGCACACAGGGGAGAAGCCUUACAAGUGUGAGACCUGUGGUAAGAGCUUCAGUUGGCGCUCCAAUCUAACAAUUCAUCACAGAAUCCAUGCUACUGAUAAAUCCUAUAAAAGUGAUAGGAAUGGUAAGACCAUCAGAGAGCCCACACAGGAAAAAAGUUCCAUAAAAUGAUUAAAAAACAAAACAAAACAAAACUGAGGUGUCAAGUGAAUUCUUCCAAUCAUCAAGUUCAAAAGAAAAAAAAAAUCACUUGUUUCAUUAAAGUCAGUGUUUCAGCCAUAGCUCAGCAUGUUCCAGUAGUCAGGAGGCCACACAGCAGAGAACCCUGGUAAAUGGUGUAGUAAGGACUUCAGUUUGAACUUUGACCUCUAUUAAAUAUUACUCAGGGGAGAAGCCUUAGUAUGAGUUUUAGCAGGCCUUGUACAAAAGUAUGAUGGACAUGCCAAAAUUUAUGCCCAUUACAACGUAAGCUCCACGAAUGCAGAGACCUUUGUUCUGAAUCUACAGUCUGAACAUUGCCAACUACUUCGUAGGUGCUCGAUAUUUGUUAAAUUAAUGAAUGAGGAGAAACUUUUUGAAAAUUAUGUUGCAAUCCCCUCCAAAAUUUCAUAAAAAUUUGUAUUCAGAGCAGUUAACUUAAGUGUGGCCUUAAAAGUAAUUCAGGGAGACAAAGAGUUGAAGUGUUAGAAAACCACUCAGUACUGCAAUUUGUAAUAUUAAUGUGGCAUCGUCCUGUUAUGAUUAGCUCCUCUUGUCCCCCCAGCCUCGCUUCAAGUUGGAUCUUAUCUUGGACUUUGUCUAAUAUUCUGUCAAUUUUAUACAGUACAAAUUCAGUUAUCUUUUGUGACAGUAUAGACUUACUGAAAAUUGAUUGUUCAUCUUGCAAUACAGAAAACAUACUGUUGACCCUCUUUUCAAGAAUGUCAAGGCAGAGGUUUAAGUGUCAGAAAGAGUUACUAAUGACAGUGACAGAGGACAAACAUUUCUUAGUAAAUGAACUGAUCGUUGGUUUCUUAUUCACCACAUUUCCAUCUAGGUUUUGAUGUGAUUGUCUUCCAAGGGUUUUAGCAUUACUUUCAUCAAGACUUCUUAAGUAGAGAAAAGAGGCUGUUUGAAGUAGAUUACUUUUGUCAAGUUCUCUAUCUCCUUACUCCUUCUCUCUGGCCUGAGAUAAAAAGAAAAAAAUUAUUUGUUGAAAUUUGGUAAUUUCAUCAAACGUAUUUAUUCAAUGACUGACUUGCACACUUUUUCCUAGCGGUAGAUUGAAAAAUUGCUUUUCAAAAUGAAGUUGGUGAGUACAUAUCAAAAUAUAGAACGUGCGUCCCUUUGAUAUAGAAAUCAUAGAAUAGGACCUUAUAAUUAGGAAAUUCAAAUAGAAAAGGUGAGUAGUACGUCAGUGCUACUAAAUUUUGUAAAAGUGAAAUAUUCAGUAGGAAUUUCUUUAUAUUUUGAGAUACUUAUGUAAUAACAUCUGUUAAAAUGAUGGCUUAGACUUAUGACAGAAGCAUGUAACAGUUUAAUGUAUUUUAGGUACAUCACAUACCUUAAUCAAACAUGUAUGUGUGUGUGUUAAUGCAUCCUAUCAUCUGUAAAGGGAUAUUCACCUUUAUUUACAUAAGUGGCAAGAUUUUUAGGGAUUUUUUCCA
Balaenoptera acutorostrata (minke whale) is the source of this 4025-nucleotide messenger RNA. RefSeq names its product zinc finger protein 226 (gene ZNF226). The record is from RefSeq and is a predicted model, not a curated record. The coding region runs from base 106 to 2550 and encodes 814 amino acids. Lineage: Eukaryota; Metazoa; Chordata; Mammalia; Artiodactyla; Balaenopteridae. The transcript has 5 exons. Gene Ontology annotation, biological process: regulation of transcription by RNA polymerase II. Gene Ontology annotation, molecular function: RNA polymerase II cis-regulatory region sequence-specific DNA binding; DNA-binding transcription factor activity.